This is a messenger RNA of Arctia plantaginis, 1791 nucleotides long. The record is from the annotation of a GenBank genome assembly. NCBI's taxonomy places the organism in Eukaryota, Metazoa, Arthropoda, Insecta, Lepidoptera, Erebidae.
AUGAAAGUGAUUGUGUGUUGCCUCUUUAUCAUUGUGAAUAUUAGCAAUAAUGGUAAAGCCUCCUUGGAGAGUUUUGCGCCUACAGGAACUAAAACUCUCUUUGAGGAUACAACUAAAAACUUAGAAAAAAUAUCAUGUUACCGACCUUGCAAGUUCAAUGUGAAGCCAAAACGUUGUCAUUAUAAUUUUAAAAUCGAGCCUACUAUCCAAGAAAAUGGGAAACCAGCCAUUACAAUCAACGGGAUGAGCCCAGGACCACCUAUACAGGCCUGUGUGAAUGACAUUAUUAUAGUAGAGGUACAAAACGGUAUCCUGAACCAGGACUUGAGCAUGCACUGGCACGGAGUUGACCAGAAAGGAACUCCAUAUAUGGAUGGUGUGCCAAUGAUAACUCAGUGUCCAAUUGCUUACGGACAAACAUACAAAUAUGCAUUUGUAGCCAGUUCACCAGGAACAUUCUUUUAUCAUGCUGACUCAGUGUCUCAUCACAGCGACGGCGUUUAUGGUUCUCUGAUCAUAAAUCAACCGCAACCAUUAGAACCACAUUCAUCACUUUAUGAUUAUGACAGGAGUGGAGAGAACACGCUGUUGAUCGGUGCGACAUUCCCUGAGCUCUUGACUGCGAAGCUUGAGGAUGUGAGCGAGUUGCCGCCUGAUGCCUUGGUUAUUAAUGGGGAUGGUGAUAUUGCCAAAGUUGUCGUUAUGGCGGGCUUCGCGUACAGACUGAGGUUGAUAAAUGCUAUCGCAAUCGAAUGCCCUGUUACCGUAAAUGUAGAAAAUCACGAAUUUAUAGCAAUUGCAACCGACGGCAAACCUACGAAACCUGUUUUAGCUAGAAGCGUGGAAUUAUAUCCAGGAGAGCGUAUGGAUGUGGUAGUUCGGGCAUCCCAAGAAGGUGGUGGUUACUGGAUUCGGGCGCAAGGACGCGGCGCUUGCGCAGGUAUCAGCGCUAAUGCGAUGCUUAUCUAUUCCGGGUUUAACUACACUUCAAUGUUGCAAGAACAUCAGAGCGAGCUUGAAAAUUCAAAGUGGGGAUCUGAUAUUAUCUUAGGAAGUCAGAUGAUGGAGUCCCUUCAAGACCUUAGCCUUGCAUCAAACGUGAAACACGUAUAUUUGGGAAUAGACAGAAACAUAAUAAAGGUGAAAGAGACUGAUCACGACUUCAGGUAUUUCAUUGAUGCGAUACCUAAGAAGCCUUAUUUUCCCGCACCGUUAACGCUCCAAGAAAAUGGUAUAGUUCAAAUAAAUGGUAAGAGUUUUCUUUAUCCUAAUGAACUGAUGUUACUUAAACCUUGGGAUGUUCGCGAAGACUUCAUCUGCAAGGUCGGUGAUGAAGAGAAACAAGAAGAAUCACAAUGUGUGCAAGUACUGGAUGGAGCUGAAGGAGACGAGUUUGAAAUUGCUCUUGUAAAUGAAGGUUUUGGCAGCAAUGACUCAUACACAUUUCACAUGCACGGCUUCAGCAUGCAAGUCAUUGCCACAUGGCAGAAUCCUAAGAAUAACCCGAUCUCGAAACAAGACUUCGAAAAGUUAAACAAAGAUGGGAAAAUAUUGAGGAAUCUUUUAAACCCCCCAAUGAAAGACACAAUAACGGUACCCAACAAGGGCUACACUAUUGUUAGGAUCAAGCUCGAUCGUGGAGGCAAUUGGUUGUUAGAGUGCAGAUCCUGUGCCCUUUCGUCCCUUCCAGUGGCCAUUGUCAUUAGGGUUCCACUGACGAUACCAAAGGUUAUUGCGGAGUCAUUACCGAAGUGUGGGAGUUACAGGCCUCCAGACGUUUUACUCAACUGA